GAGAUGAGUUUUUCUUUUUCUUCCGCUGAAGCUUCCCAGUAGGCAGUAGUGAAGAAAGAACUUUUCCUCACCCCUCAGAAGAGACUGAAACUUUAUUAGCGCAAACCUUGUGCAUUAUAUAUAUGGGUACAUUUACCAUGCAUGUCACAACCCAUAUUUUGCCUCCAAAUUUGAACUCAAAUAGAUCAAACCCGGCCACUUCAAUUAUGGAGGGGAAAAGAGAACAGAGCAAGCCGAAGGUGAGGGAUCAAAUCCGGUAUAGAGGCAUCCGGAGGCGGCCUUGGGGAAAGUAUGCUGCAGAAAUUCGGGACCCUACAAGAAACGGGGUACGUCGUUGGUUAGGUACAUUUGACACAGCUGAACAGGCAGCAAGGGCUUAUGAUCGAGCUGCUUUUGGUUUCCGGGGUCGUUUAGCCAUCCUCAACUUCCCAAAUGAGAGUCAAUACCACAAUUCAUCAACAAGCUCUUUUGUCACAUCAACUUCGCCACCCUCAUCGUCUUCCUUUUCAUCUGCUGCUGCUAACAUUGAAAAAAACUUUGGAAACGAAGAAAGUGGAGUUAUAGAGUUUGAGUAUUUAGACAAUAUGAUCUUGGAGGAGCUUCUUGCAACACAAGAAAGUCAAGGCAAAAGAAAGAGAGGUGGACUAGAUUGACAACUCACGACACUUUUCAUAGGACUCAAAUCCCAUACUACCCUGGAACAGAGAAAACAGAACCAAACAGUGCAGAAGGGAA
Rosa chinensis is the source of this 735-nucleotide messenger RNA. RefSeq names its product ethylene-responsive transcription factor ERF098. The transcript has 2 exons. Gene Ontology annotation, molecular function: DNA-binding transcription factor activity; DNA binding. Lineage: Eukaryota; Viridiplantae; Streptophyta; Magnoliopsida; Rosales; Rosaceae. Gene Ontology annotation, biological process: regulation of DNA-templated transcription; ethylene-activated signaling pathway. Bases 123 to 653 code for a protein of 176 amino acids. The record is from RefSeq and is a predicted model, not a curated record.